AUGAUGCAGACGACUCAUGGAGCAGAGUGGAGGCAAGCCCAUGUGGAGUCUUCCCCCUUCUACACCAACAAAGAGGUGGACCACCUCAUCAAAGAUGUGGAGCAAAGUGUGACAAGUGAGCUAGAGGGAGGCGAUCGCUCCAAGGCCAUGAAAAGAUUGAGAGUUCCACCCCUUGGCGAUGAGCAACAUCCAUGGACAAACUUUAAGAUGGGUCUCUUCAUAGGCAUGUUUGUGGUUCUGGUCAUCGUCAUCAUUAUCUCAGCAAACUUCAUCGACCACUCCUCAGACUGGGAGCCGGCGUUACAGAUGUACCGGGGCAUGUUUCUGGUCAUCUUUGACCUCUUCCUUCUUGGGGUCAACACAUAUGGCUGGAGGUCAUCUGGGGUCAACCAUGUUUUGAUCUUUGAGAUUGAUCCCAGGAACCAUUUGUCACAUGCUCAGCUGUUGGAGCUGGCAUCCUUCCUGGCCGUGAUGUGGGCGCUGAGUGUCAUCUCCUACCUGUACUGUGAGUUUAUCGGCAUCCCCCCGAUGGCCAUGCCUCUGUCGUUUGCCACAUUCCUCAUUGUGGCCCUCAUCAACCCCUUCAAGUUUUUCUAUUACAGGGCCCGCAUGUGGCUGCUGAGGAUAUUGUUCCGGAUCUUCACGGCCCCAUUCCAUCAUGUGGGAUUUGCAGAUUUCUGGUUGGCUGACCAGUUGAACAGCCUGGUGACUGUGUUGUUGGACUUGGAGUUCCUCAUCUGCUUCUAUGCCUUCCAGGUGGAGUGGCUGGGCACCAACUCCGGCAAUGUGUGUAACCAGCAUAAGUUUGGUGUCCGCGCCAUAGUUGCCUGCCUGCCAGCCUGGUUCCGGUUCGCCCAGUGCCUGCGACGUUACAGGGACACCAAGUUAAUAUUUCCUCACAUUGUCAACGCUGGCAAAUAUUCUACAACCUUUUUUGUUGUGCUCUUCUCCACAUUGUACAAGGUGCACGUGGAACUGUAUGGGGCCCAAUAUCGGCAGGCCUCUGUGUUUUUCUACCUGUGGAUUGCGGCAGCUGUAAUCAGCUCCUCCACGGGGCUAAAUGGCUCUUUCUUUGCCAUGGCCGAGGAUCUGGUUCUGCGCUUUCUCUGGACUUUGACGGUUUCUGUAGCAGAGGGACUCUUGUACAAUUCUCACAUUCUCAGCACAUUGUUCUCCUGCCUAGAGGUGUUCAGACGAUUUGUCUGGAACUUUUUUCGAUUGGAGAAUGAGCACUUGAACAACUGUGGUCAGUUCCGGGCAGUCAGGGACAUCUCCAUUGGCCCAAUCGACUCCAACUAUGAGCAGCAACUGCUGGACAUCAUGGACGAUGAAAACGGCACCGACUGGCGGCUCAAUGACAAAAGAAGGAGGGGGCUUCGUUGUACAUGGUUAUGGCUGAAACCCCUAGUCCACAAAGUACGGAUGUUUAUAGAUGAUGAUGAUGAAAGAGUUCCUCUAGUCAAUGGAAGCAAACAGCUCAAGAGAAUCUGA
Molecule: messenger RNA, 1491 nt
Organism: Candidula unifasciata
Lineage: Eukaryota; Metazoa; Mollusca; Gastropoda; Stylommatophora; Geomitridae
Source: the annotation of a GenBank genome assembly